AUGAAUGGAAUUACCUUGAAUCAACAAAGGUCGCCAUGGACACCGAUUGUGACGGCUGAGGACAAGACGACGCGCCACAGGGAACAGCCGUUAAUGGACUCAUCUGGGGAAGAAGCUCGUAUUCAAAGCCUACGUAUCGAAGUUGAGGACGUCGAUGAACCACCAGCGUUUGUCAAUGGACCGGUACCUUUCCUUACCGUUGUACCGCUGGAGACUCCCGUUGGAUUUCAUGUUUACAAAUUUGUUGCUCGUGAUGAAGGAGGAGACGGUGACGAUGACGUUGACGUCUGGGAUGUUUACGGUGGACACAAGCACAGGGGUGGUUCGCACUGCUGUACGGCAGUACAAAGAAGGACAACCUAUCGAGUACUUGUUCAAGCAGUUGAUAAGACCCCGUCGGACAACGCUACGCAGCAGGUAUCUGAAGUGGCAAAAUUGGAAAUCCUUGCCGGCGAUCGUCCACCGCAGUUUCUUCAGCAGCACUAUACGGUUUCCUUACCCGAGGACGUCGUCAAUGUGGUAGACGUGCGAGCUCAUCGCUUUCGAGCCAUAGACGAUCGGCGCUCAAAAGGAGAGCUCACCUACUCGGUUUGGAGUCAGCAUGGUGGUCAACGAGAAGCGACGUCUGUGUUUGGCAUCGAUCCAAAAACUGGUGUCAUCCAUCUGAGACGCUUAUUGGAUUACGACGAUCCAUCUCAGCCAAAACUACACAAACUCAUCGUCGUUGCCAACGAAGAUGACAAAGAAUCGAGUGUAACGCGGUGGACCCGACCGCUCUAUACUACUCAGGUCCGAGAGGACUUUGACAUCGGAAAGCCAAUCCUUACAGUUCGAACUGAAGACAAGGAUUCUGGCGACAACGCUAGAGUGAAAUAUUCGGUCGACAACGGCAACUUUACGGUCAACGAUCUAGGAGAGAUCUCUGCUAAGAUCAAUUCAAAGAGCGCUUCUUCAUCUAUCGUUUCAAUGUCACAGCUACAGACUUCGGAACACCGCCACUUAGUUCGAACGCAACGGUACACAUUCGUACAAGAAAACACCAACGAUGAGGCUCCUGUGUUUUUCCCGACUCGGCAUUAUACUGCCUAUGUGGCCGAAGAUGCCCAAGGAGGAACGCCGGUCGUUCAAAUUCAG
Messenger RNA from Ostertagia ostertagi, 1134 nucleotides. Lineage: Eukaryota; Metazoa; Nematoda; Chromadorea; Rhabditida; Trichostrongylidae. The record is from the annotation of a GenBank genome assembly.